Molecule: messenger RNA, 273 nt
Organism: Ceratitis capitata (Mediterranean fruit fly)
Lineage: Eukaryota; Metazoa; Arthropoda; Insecta; Diptera; Tephritidae
Product: keratin-associated protein 19-2
Exons: 1
Coding region: 1-273 (90 amino acids)
Source: RefSeq, a predicted model, not a curated record
AUGCGUUCGUUUGGAGUUUUUACUUUGUUGCUGAUUGUGCUAUUAUGCGUCAUUUACAAUGCAGCUGCGGUGAAGGAUGAAGGCUUUGUGCGGACGAAACGUCAAUUUGGAUUCCCAGGUUAUGGUGGAUAUGGCGGCUAUGGUGGCUACGGAGGUUACGGCGGUCGUGGCGGCUAUGGAGGCUAUGGCGGCUAUGGGCGUCGAGGUCGAUUUGGUAGAUACGGGGGCUAUGGUUUCCCAGGAUUCGGUCCCGGAUACGGCUUUUUUGUUUAA